GACACGUUUCAUAUAAUGCAGAGUGGGCGCUAGAAUGGCAGUCGGUGUCGGUGCGCGGAUUUGUUGACUCGAAAAUUCCUGUUGAAAAUCGAAACCAAAGACGAUAACCAUGCUGCAGGGCUACUCACCGAUCAUGCAAGCCUUCCUGGGCACCCUGUUCACCUGGGGACUCACGGCAUGCGGGGCUUCGCUCGUCAUUGUGAUAAGAGGAUCUCAGAGAAAAGUAUUAGAUGCCAGUUUGGGCUUCGCCGCUGGUGUAAUGACAGCAGCGUCAUUUUGGUCGCUACUGUCGCCCGCCAUCGAAUUGGCGGCAAGUUCAAAAAUGUACGGUGAAAAUGGGGAAUAUGCCUUUGUCCCGGUAGCCCUGGGCUUCAUCCUUGGUUCGUUAUUCGUCUAUGGUGCGGACGUCUUGAUAACGGUGCUUGGAGUCCAUUCUCCCAACAUGAUGCUCGCACUGCAUGCCACAAAUAAAGGAAAGAGUCGUGAUGGUUCCAGACGCGAUUCUACGCACUUGCCGUUGCCUGACUCGACUGCCAUUGAGGGGUUUUCUGAUGUGGGGGGAACUCGCGUCCACCGCAGAAGGGUAGGUAAACCAGUAGUAGACGUAAAAAAAGAUCCAAAAGAUGACGGAAAUGUUCUCCCUCAGAGUUACGACGAGGAGUGUAACAUUGAAGAGAUCCAGCAUGGGCACUGGAAAAGAAUUAUGCUCCUGGUGGUCGCCAUCACCGUACACAACAUUCCAGAAGGCUUGGCCGUGGGUGUCGGCUUUGCCGCAUCUGGAUCUUCAAGUUCGGCGAACUUUGAAACAGCAAGAAACCUAGCAAUCGGUAUAGGCAUUCAAAAUUUCCCAGAAGGUUUGGCAGUUAGUUUACCACUCCAUGCUGCUGGAUUUUCAAUUUGGAGAAGUUUAUGGUAUGGGCAACUUAGUGGAAUGGUGGAACCAAUUUUUGGUGUUCUUGGUGCUGUAGCUGUGGGAUUGGCCCAACCAGCGUUGCCUUACGCUUUAGCCUUUGCAGCUGGAGCCAUGAUCUAUGUAGUUGUUGACGAUAUUAUUCCAGAAGCAAAUACUGACGAAAAUGGAAAACUAGCUACAUGGGGCGCCGUUCUAGGAUUCCUCGUCAUGAUGACCUUGGACGUCGGUUUAGGUUAAUCUUAACCUAUUUUUUUAGUUUUCAACCAAAAUAAUUUAAACAUAAAUUUGUGUUCCUUCGCCGAUCAUCAAAUCAUACUUGUGUCUGUCCCAGCCCGAUCGUUACUUACUGUCACGAAGUACGAUACUGAGUGUUUUCAGAAAGUUUGCAUUUUAAAUCCCUUAGAUUAAGUUUAGUAGUUAAGUUUCAGAAAAAGAUGACAGUUGAUUAUCAAACCACCACUAAAAAAGCCCGAUAGCUUUUUGUUGUGUUUUUUCUAGACUUUUUCUUUUUAGUUAAUUCCCCUAUAUCCAUAAAAAUAAUUAAAAUAAAAAACGCAAAUGAUAGACAAACUAUUUUGAAAUAUUAAGAAACAAGGAACAUAUUAAUUGUUUGCUGUAAUUUUUUGAUGUUAACAGUAUUUGAGAUAUAGCAAAAUACAAUAUGACCGAAAAAACCGGCGUCAACGAAAGCUAUGAAAUGAACGUCGCUGGCAUUUUAUAUGUAAAAUUAUAUGGGGAAUAUCAUAGAUCCUCAUUUUCUAGCCAACUGGACGGUGUUUUUUUUUCGAUCAUACAGUACUUUGGUAUGUUGUAAGUUUUUGUUAGAUUACCAAAGGUUCUAGGAAAUGUAAUUUUUUAAGUGAAUACAUUUAAAUUUUGAAUUUGUUUGAUAGAAACAAAAUAUCCAAAAAAGGGCAUAACAACAUUUAAAGUGAUACUUUAUUAGUUUAUGUUAUUUUUAUGAUUAAUAAUCUCCACAAGUCAAACAUUUUUUAAAAGAAGUUUUAUUUAUCAUUUUUUUUAAAUGCACCUUCCUCAUUGGUAAAAAUCAGACAGAUCUUAUAUUACUUAUAAAAAUAUAAAAAUAUAACCUGUAAAAUAAAUUUAGAUAGAAACAAAUCAAAAUAAUCAACCAAGAAAGAAUAAUACAGAAAUCAUGAAAUAAUGAAAGAGUUUUACCAAUAUGAAUAUUAUUAAUUUAAAUCCAAAUUUGUAUGUACAUUUAUGAAUGUGUAAUUUUAUGUUUUAACGCAGUUUAAAUUUAAUAUUGUAUUUGUUUUGAAAUAUAUAUUUUUUUAAAUUUUAACCAUUAUACAGUGUGUCUUAGAAAUAAGCAUCUUAAGGGGUGGUAGAUCUGGUCAAAAGAAACAUAUUUUCUCUUUUUUUAUUUCUCUUCCUUAUUUUCCCUUUUUUUAUUUAUAUUUCUUUGCCAUUUUUAAAAUAAAUUGAAAAUAACCGAGUUAUUUUACUUUGAAAAUAAAAAAAUGCAACAUUUUGAGAACCGCCGGCGAUAACCGGCUAUUAGCGCUUUUCAGCUUAUUGAACGCCCUGUGUUGCCAGAUGGUCAGAGAAGUAUAUUAUGCAAAAACAAUUCGCAAAACUCCAUAACACAAUUUUUAUUAAAUAUUUUUUAGUUUUAUUUUAAUUUUUACUCUUUAGUUAAUGUUCGGUGUCCAUACCAUCCGAAGAGUUUUGCAGAUACAACUUUUUUAAAGCUGUGUUACAACACAAAAAAAAAUUAUAAAACUUAUCCACAACAUAAAAAAGAUACUGAUCGCAGAUCGAGGUAACAACGGUGACAUUUUUUUUUGUUUUAUCGCAAUACUACACCUAGGUAACUAAAAUACGCAUACACCAUACACUUCACUUAGAUAUGAUUAAAAUUAACACUCGUAGAUUUUUGUGUAGAAAUUUUAGUCAAGAAAUUACAGUCAAUACAGAUAUGUAGAAUAUGAAUAAUAUAGGGGUAGCAGCACUGCAAGGUGUAGAUACACCGUAAAGGAAGCUCAGGUGAAUAAACAAGUGGCACUAAAAAGUGUUUUAAACAAUUUUUCUUCGCCAAAAAACCUUAUAGGCGUGUUUCUGGGGUCGAAAUAUACUACCAGUUUGAAUACUUGCGCUUAUUUCUGAGACACCCUGUAUAUUAUAUCUUGUGGAAAUAUUUUAAAAGAUUUUACUUUAGUAAAAGGUAAUAUUUUAAUUCAGUUGCCCAGUAUAAUACGGCUAUUUAAUUGUUGCCUGGUGCAGUUUAGUAGUUGUACUUAAAAUAAUAAUUAAUUUACUUACCCUGUAAUAGACGUGACUAAAAUAAUAAACCUAUUCCAUAUUUUAGAGAUUAUGCUGUUUGUAGUAGUUAAAAUUGACAAUGAAAGACUUAAUAUAAUACUCCUAGACAAAUAAAAUGAAUAGGUAUUAUUUUAGUCGAAUUUGCUACAUUUUUUCUUGUUAAUCGUCAGUUCUAAAUUUCAGCCAAUUGUUAGCAACUACUGCUGUGAUACUAAGUUAGACCACCGGUUACUAAAUAAUAAAAAAUAAUAUUUUUA
Messenger RNA from Sitophilus oryzae (rice weevil), 3456 nucleotides. RefSeq names its product zinc transporter ZIP11 (gene Zip48C). Gene Ontology annotation, biological process: zinc ion transmembrane transport. The record is from RefSeq and is a predicted model, not a curated record. Gene Ontology annotation, cellular component: membrane. Bases 110 to 1150 code for a protein of 346 amino acids. The transcript has 7 exons. Lineage: Eukaryota; Metazoa; Arthropoda; Insecta; Coleoptera; Curculionidae. Gene Ontology annotation, molecular function: zinc ion transmembrane transporter activity.